This is a messenger RNA of Apodemus sylvaticus (European woodmouse), 2724 nucleotides long. It is a transcript of the gene Adam11, whose product is annotated as ADAM metallopeptidase domain 11. The coding region runs from base 1 to 2337 and encodes 778 amino acids. The transcript is spliced from 26 exons. Gene Ontology annotation, biological process: proteolysis. NCBI's taxonomy places the organism in Eukaryota, Metazoa, Chordata, Mammalia, Rodentia, Muridae. The record is from RefSeq and is a predicted model, not a curated record. Gene Ontology annotation, molecular function: metalloendopeptidase activity.
AUGAGGCGGCUGCGGCGCUGGGCAAUCGCGGCUCUGCUGCUGUUGCCGCUGCUCCCCCCGCCCGGUCUUGGGGCCCUGGGUCCCAGUGGAGCUCUGCACUGGAGGAGCUCAGCCCAUGUGGGGAACCCAGAGAGUCCAGAGGGCCCUGAGGUCACAGAGCCCAGCCGGCUGGUAAGGGAGAGCUCCGGAGGAGAGGUCCGAAAGCCACAGUUGGACACCAGGGUCCGCCAGGAUCCACCCAGGGGGACGCCUGUGCACCUGGCCCAGGUGAGUUUCGUCAUCCCGGCCUUCGACUCAAACUUCACUCUCGACCUGGAGCUGAACCAUCACCUCCUGUCCUCGCAGUAUGUGGAGCGCCACUUCAGCCGGGAGGGGACAAGACAACACAACACUGGGGCUGGAGACCACUGCUACUACCACGGGAAACUCCGGGGCAACCCACGCUCCUUUGCUGCACUCUCUACCUGCCAGGGGCUGCAUGGAGUCUUCUCCGAUGGCAACCUGACUUACAUCGUAGAGCCUAAGGAGAUGGCUGGGCCUUGGGGACCCCCACAGGGACCCCUUCCCCACCUCAUUUACCGGACCCCUCUCCUCCCAGCCCCCCUUGGAUGCAGGGAACCAGGCUGCCUGUUUGCUGUCCCUGCCCAGUCUGCUCUUCCCAACUGGCCCAAGCUAAGAAGGAAAAGGCAGGUCCGCAGGGGCCACCCCACAGUGCACAGCGAGACCAAAUAUGUGGAAUUGAUUGUGAUCAACGACCACCAGCUGUUUGAGCAGAUGCGGCAGUCGGUGGUCCUCACCAGCAACUUUGCUAAAUCUGUUGUGAACCUGGCAGAUGUGAUAUACAAGGAACAGCUCAACACAAGAAUUGUGCUGGUUGCCAUGGAAACAUGGGCCGACGGGGACAAGAUCCAGGUGCAGGAUGACCUACUGGAGACCCUGGCCCGACUUAUGGUCUACCGGCGGGAGGGUCUGCCUGAGCCCAGUGAUGCCACCCACCUCUUCUCGGGUAGAACCUUCCAGAGCACCAGCAGCGGGGCGGCCUAUGUAGGUGGCAUCUGUUCCCUGUCCAGGGGUGGAGGUGUGAAUGAGUAUGGCAACAUGGGUGCCAUGGCGGUGACCCUGGCCCAGACGCUAGGGCAGAACUUGGGCAUGAUGUGGAAUAAACACCGGAGCUCAGCAGGGGACUGCAAGUGUCCAGACAUCUGGCUGGGCUGCAUCAUGGAGGACACGGGGUUCUAUUUGCCCCGCAAGUUCUCCCGCUGCAGCAUCGACGAAUACAACCAGUUUCUGCAGGAGGGAGGCGGGAGCUGCUUGUUCAACAAGCCCCUCAAGCUCCUGGACCCUCCCGAGUGCGGGAACGGCUUCGUGGAGGCUGGGGAGGAGUGUGACUGCGGGUCGGUGCAGGAGUGCAGCCGAGCAGGGGGCAACUGCUGCAAGAAGUGCACCCUGACGCACGACGCCAUGUGCAGCGAUGGGCUCUGUUGUCGCCGUUGCAAGUAUGAGCCACGAGGUGUCUCCUGCCGAGAAGCGGUGAAUGAGUGUGACAUCGCAGAGACUUGCACCGGCGACUCAAGCCAGUGCCCCCCUAACCUUCACAAGCUGGACGGGUACUACUGUGAUCAUGAACAGGGUCGAUGCUAUGGAGGCCGCUGUAAAACCCGGGACCGGCAGUGCCAAGCCCUGUGGGGUCACGUGGCUGCGGAUCGGUUCUGCUAUGAGAAGCUGAAUGUAGAGGGGACAGAGCGUGGAAACUGUGGGCGCAAGGGAUCUGGUUGGAUCCAGUGCAAUAAACAGGAUGUGCUCUGUGGCUUUCUUCUGUGCGUCAACAUCUCUGGAGCACCUCGGCUUGGGGACCUGGGAGGUGAUAUCAGCAGUGUCACCUUUUACCACCAGGGCAAAGAGUUGGACUGCAGGGGCGGCCACGUGCAGCUAGCUGAUGGCUCAGACCUGAGCUAUGUGGAGGAUGGCACGGCCUGUGGUCCCAACAUGCUGUGCCUUGAUCACCGCUGCCUGCCAGCCUCUGCCUUCAACUUCAGCACCUGCCCUGGCAGCGGAGAGCGACGGAUCUGCUCCCAUCAUGGGGUUUGCAGCAACGAGGGGAAGUGUAUCUGCCAGCCAGACUGGACAGGCAAAGACUGCAGCAUUCACAACCCACUCCCCACAUCCCCUCCCACCGGGGAGACUGAGAGAUACAAAGGUCCCAGCGGUACCAACAUCAUCAUUGGCUCCAUCGCCGGGGCUGUCCUGGUCGCAGCCAUCGUUCUGGGCGGCACGGGCUGGGGAUUUAAAAACAUCCGUCGAGGAAGGUAUGACCCGACCCAGCAGGGGGCAGUGUGAUGCCGGCCACGUCAUCCCUCCCGCUGUCCCUGUCUCCAUUUCAUCCGUCCCUUUGCAUUCUUGUUGACCGUUGACCGGGAGCUGGGAGCGCUCCGAUUCCCUCCCGAAGCCCUGCAGGCAGCCUGGGAAGCGAGUCCUGUCUGCUCAGGCCCUUCCUCCUGCCCACCCGCCUGCUGGGCCCUGGUCCACCUUCAUCUGUCCUUUCUGCCGCCGGGUCCCAUGGCUGGGUGGGCGCUGGAACUGUGCCCUGCAAACCCUACCCCUAGGAGGGGGCCUCCCCCUGCGUCCUGCCCAUCUGUUUUGUCUACCAUGCCACCACUGUCUGACCUCUGCCAGAACCCCCACCUGGCCAGCCUGUGACUUGAUGCCUCCAGGACCUCUGGGGGU